UUACUCCGUUCAUAUAAAAAAAAGCUAUAAAAUUAUUACUUAAAUUAAAAAAAAAAAUCCCUUAAACUUUCACCUUUCUUCUAUCAAAGUAGUCCCAAACCAAGAGUUGAAGAGGUAACUAUGGCGAACCCAGAAGCAAAGCUCGAAACUUUCUUGCAGUGGCUCCAGGCAAAUAGGGUGGAGCUACGAGGUUGCAAUAUCAAGUACUGUGAUUCCAGAAAAGGGUUCGGCAUCUUUUCUGAUAAAGAUGUUUCUGAUGGGAUUAUGUUGGUUGUUCCACUAGAGUUAGCAAUUACUCCCAUGAGGGUGUUGCAAGAUCCUUUUCUAGGACCAGAAUGUAGAGCAUUGUUUGAAGAAGGAGAUGUAGAUGACAGGUUCUUAAUGAUGCUGUUUUUGACCGUGGAGCGUUUGCGUAAGGGUUCUCUAUGGAAGCCGUACCUUGAUAUGCUGCCAACCACUUUCGGAAAUACACUUUGGUUUAGUGAAGAAGAACUUCAAGAGCUGAGAGGAACUAACUUGUAUCGUGCAACUGAGUUACAGAAGAAAAGCCUGUUGAAUUUAUAUGAAACUAAAGUGAAGGAUUUAGCGAAGAAACUUUUGAAUCUUGACGGAGAUUCUGAGAUUGAGGUGUGCUUUGAAGAUUUCCUGUGGGCAAAUUCAGUUUUUUGGAGCCGUGCUUUGAAUAUUCCAAUGCCUCGUUCUUAUGUAUUUCCUGAGAUGCAAGAUGUUCAUCAAAGUGGCACUCCAGAAGCUGAUAAAAAGGGUUAUUCAAUCUCUCUCAUUGAGGUUACACAAUCGGAUGAUCUAACCAAGGAAACGACACAUAGCACAGUGCAUGGAGACACCGUUUGGGUUGAGGGUCUUGUCCCUGGUAUUGACUUUUGCAACCAUGAUUUGAAGCCAAUAGCAACAUGGGAAGUUGAUGGAAUUGGCUUAACAACAGGAGUUCCAGUCUCGAUGUAUCUUCUUUCCGCUGCUCAAAGUCCCUUGCAGAUUGAUCGAGAAAUUUCCAUUAGUUAUGGCAACAAGGGAAAUGAGGAACUUCUAUAUCUGUAUGGCUUUGUCAUUGAUGGUAACACAGAUGACUACCUCAUGGUCCAUUAUCCCACAGAAGCAAUAAAUACUAUUUCUUUUUCCGAGUCUAAAAGCCAGCUUCUUGAAGUGCAGAAAGCUGAAAUGAGAUGUCUUUUACCGAAAACUCUACUGGAUAAUGGAUUUUUUCCAUUAGGCACCAAAAACAGCGGGGUAAAUAACCAGUGCAACCAAGUUUGCAACUAUAGUUGGAGUGGUCAGCGCAAGAUUCCAUCUUAUGUAAACAAACUCGUUUUUCCUGAGAAAUUUAUGGCUACCUUAAGGACCAUAGCCAUGCAAGAGGACGAGCUUUUCAAGGUUUCCUCAAUGCUAGAAGAGCUUGUUGGACCUGAAGGGGAAAGACAGUUAUCAGAUACAGAUGUCCAAUCUGCAAUAUGGGAAGUUUGUGGUGAUUCCGGAGCUUUACAAGUCCUAGUCGAUCUUCUUCAUGUCAAGUUAAUGGAUCUUGAAGAGCAUUCUGGAACCGAGGAAAGUGACGUUGAAUUGCUCAAGAAAGCCCUUAUCAUUGAUAGCCCGGAAGAUAGCAAACAAACGGGAAAUGACUCGGAGGGAACAAAGAUGAUGACUAGAAACAAAUGGUCUGCUAUUGUAUAUAGGCGAGGUCAAAAGCAGCUAACUCGAUUAUUCUUGAAUGAAGCAGAACAUGCUCUGCAGUUAUCAAUGAAUGAAGAGAUGAGCGUUCCUUGAUAACCAUGUAAUCCCCUUUUACCUGAUCAUUAAUCCAAGUUAGGUUUUACUCUGUCAUUUUUGUUGUUAGCCUUGAUCAAUUUUAUAGUUUAGAUUAUUAUUGGAAGGGUUAUGUAGCUUCAUUCUUUAGUGUGGAAAGUUGAUUCUAAAAACUUUUGUCUGUAUGUGUUCAAGUUUGACUAGUAAUAAAUAAUAUAGGUGUCAUA
Messenger RNA from Lathyrus oleraceus (garden pea), 1985 nucleotides. RefSeq lists its product as uncharacterized. The record is from RefSeq and is a predicted model, not a curated record. NCBI's taxonomy places the organism in Eukaryota, Viridiplantae, Streptophyta, Magnoliopsida, Fabales, Fabaceae. The transcript is spliced from 16 exons. Gene Ontology annotation, biological process: peptidyl-lysine monomethylation. Gene Ontology annotation, molecular function: protein-lysine N-methyltransferase activity. Bases 121 to 1779 code for a protein of 552 amino acids.